UUGCAACCAGCCGGUUGUGCCGGGCUUAUAAUUUCUCAUCAUACUAACUUUAAACUCAGGGCAUUCUCAGUUGAUUCUUUUCAUUCGUUUUUGCCUACUGCAGUCACCUUCCAUAGCCUCAGAUACCCUUCCAUCCGAACCGCAGAAUUGAAAACCGUAGAUCCUUGGAGACUUGAUAUUAUUUGUGUGUGAGACCAACGUGUUCACUCGGUGUACAUACAACCAACAUGUCAAAUAUGGCACCUGAGUUAACAUUCACGACGCUCGAAGAAAUUGACGAGAUUUACACCACUCUCAACAAGACCUUCCGGUCAGGCAAAACCAAACCCAUUGCAUUCAGAAAGGUCCAGAUCCUGCAACUAGGUUACCUUCUGCAGGACAACAUUGAACGUUUCAGGGAGGCCUUGGCCGCCGACCUUGGGAGACCUCCGCUAGAAUCUUCAUUCCUCGAGCUUGACUCAACUAUAAGUGACUGUAAGAUCGCUUAUGACCGGGUGGACAAGUGGGCUCGAACCGAAAAGGCACCUUUCAAUAUCAAAUUUGCUGCUUUCCGUCCAGCUAUUCGCAAGGAACCAAAGGGAGUCGUGUUGUCCAUUAGCCCAUUCAACUACCCCGUAUGGCUUGCUCUCGGACCUAUCAUUGGAGCAAUUGCCGCCGGUAACUGUGUCGUUCUCAAACCGUCUGAACUGUCCCCCGCCAUAAGUGGCCUCAUCGCGGAACUAAUUCCAAAGUAUUUGGACAAUGAUGUCGUUCGAGUCGUGUUGGGUGCUGUCACGGAGACCAGCAAGCUCAUGGAAUACCAAUGGGGCCACGUUCUGUACACCGGGAGCGGGCGAGUAGCAAAGCUUAUAGGCGUAGCUGCUGCGAAGACUCUUUCCCCUAUUAGUCUCGAGCUCGGAGGGAAGUCCCCUGUUGUUAUCGACCCUAAAUGUGACUUCAAGAUUGCUGCACGCCGUAUCCUGUGGGGCAAGUGCGCUAAUGCGGGUCAGACCUGCGUCGCACCAGAUUAUGUUCUUGUCCCGCGCUCUUCAGAAGACGCGUUCGUAAAGGCCCUCAAAGAUGCACACGAUGAGUUCUAUCCUUCUGGUGCUACUACCACUCCGGAUAUCUCUCGUAUCAUCAAUCCUGCGCACUUCCAUCGUCUUAAGAAAUUGCUCGACAGCACUGCCGGCACCGUCGCCUUUGGCGGGCAAACCGACGAGUCACGAAAAUUUAUAGCCCCUACCGUGGUCAAGGGUAUCAAAGAUGAAGAUUCACUAAUGAGCGAAGAGCUAUUCGGGCCGAUCCUGCCUAUCAUGCCUGUGGAUGAUGUCGAUGCAGCAAUUGCAUACAUCAAUGCUCACGAUCAUCCGCUCGCUUUGUACUGUUUCUCGCCAGAUGCAGCCUUCAAAAACAAGGUGUUUGACAAUACUCAGAGUGGCUCAGCCAUUGCCAAUGAUGUGUUGAUACACUGCGCUACUGAUGGAUUGCCAUUCGGGGGUAUUGGCCCCAGCGGAUCCGGGUAUCACACACGAACUUUCUCCUUCGACAUGUUCACGCACCUACGUGCCUCUCUUGACUCGCCCGGAUGGAUUGACAAUAUUAUAGGAGGAAGGUUUCCCCCUUACAGCCCCGGGAAAUUAGCGUCACUCAAACGUUUCCGCGUAAAACUUCCGCCCCGUCCCAUUUCGGCAAAUGGCCAUUUGAUCGAACGGAGGCGCAACACCAAAUUGCUCUUCUUGUUGGUCAGUCUGGCAGUUGUCAGCGUUGGUUACACACGUACUGCAGAUGUUGGUGAGUGGGUGAGGUGGUUGAAGGGGUUGAUCAAGGUAUAGGCUUAUUUUCUAAUUUAUUCCUGCCUGUUUGUGUUUGGCAAGGGCUACUCAUCGCUAUGCACAUUUUUUCUCCCCUUUCUUCAUUUUGUAAUGGAUAGUUAUCAGGCGUCUCUUGCUAUUAAUCUCGUUCAUCUGAUAAGGUCCAUGAGGAUCAAAUUAACCAUCCGUUUUACUUGUUAAAGCAAGGUUACAGCUUGCCAGCCACUAUUUUGGAGACAGAUUCCUCAUACAUCCCUGUCCAAGCUUGCGGUAACCCUGGACCAUCUCUGCUGUAAAGAAAUCAAAGGUCUCGUCUUUCUCAGAUACACGCUUUCAAACGACU
Molecule: messenger RNA, 2136 nt
Organism: Suillus fuscotomentosus
Lineage: Eukaryota; Fungi; Basidiomycota; Agaricomycetes; Boletales; Suillaceae
Product: Aldehyde/histidinol dehydrogenase
Exons: 17
Coding region: 228-1814 (528 amino acids)
Biological process (GO): aldehyde metabolic process
Cellular component (GO): cytoplasm
Molecular function (GO): aldehyde dehydrogenase (NAD+) activity
Source: RefSeq, a predicted model, not a curated record